Molecule: messenger RNA, 579 nt
Organism: Purpureocillium lilacinum
Lineage: Eukaryota; Fungi; Ascomycota; Sordariomycetes; Hypocreales; Ophiocordycipitaceae
Source: RefSeq, a predicted model, not a curated record
AUGAGCCUGUUCAGGAGCAACGCCGGGCAAAAGCUGGCAGCAGACCAAGGAGGUGGACAGCUGCGAAAGAGCACUCAACAUGCCCAGGCUGUCGCGGGCGCUCCGUUUAAAUCCACCACUGUUGGCUGUCAGUCGAGGAGCGAUCGCACGGGACGCAUCCAUCUGGCGGUCGCUACCUGCAGGCCCUCGCCGGCGAAUCAUUCAAGGCGACGGCAGUCGGCGCGGCCAGGACCUUGGACGCCAUACCUUGCCGGCCAGACGCAUCCUCACGCAACCUGCGCAUUCAACUCCGCAAAUAGGCGACAGAAUCAUGUUCCCGCAACCACGGUAGCGUGCUUGCGUGCAUCGAGAAAGGCAGCUCGCGCGGCGACCCCAGCAAAGCCGCCUCCGCCCCAGUCUCUAACCUGGACCAAAGGAACCCGUCUGAACAUCGCCGGAAUUCGCACGCAACCCGGCGACUUUUGCAACGUUCCCGGACCGACCCUGGCAUCGUCGUCAGCGCUUACAUCUCCGAUCAUCUGUCUCCGGCACCCAUCGCCCUCCGGCGCUUCCUGCAAUUUCGCAGCGGGCGCUGAUUAG